Messenger RNA from Coturnix japonica (Japanese quail), 2194 nucleotides. RefSeq names its product transmembrane protein 70 (gene TMEM70). The record is from RefSeq and is a predicted model, not a curated record. NCBI's taxonomy places the organism in Eukaryota, Metazoa, Chordata, Aves, Galliformes, Phasianidae. Gene Ontology annotation, cellular component: mitochondrial membrane. Gene Ontology annotation, biological process: mitochondrial proton-transporting ATP synthase complex assembly.
GUGCACCGCUCCGUUCCCGUUCCGUUCCCGUUCCGUUCCCCACGUGUCUCGCUACCGGCGCUGCGGGACGAGCCGUGGCUGCCAUGCUGCUCCGCGCCGCCGGCUGCUGCCAUGCCGCUGCCUCCCGGCCCGGCCCCGUUUGGCUGCGGGGUGCGGCGCACCGCGGGCUCCCGCUUGGCAGCCGCCCUCUGGGCCUGCCCCUGGCUCGGCCUGCCGGGGGACGGCGGCUGCUGAGCGGCUGCGGGGCGCUCCCUGAGGUUGCGUCUUUUCAAGGGGUAGCAGUUCGCAGCCUCAGCACAUCUGCCCCUUCUGACCACCCAGAACAUGGAAGAUUGGUUUAUAAAGGAAACUUAGCAAAAGCAGUGUUAGGUGUGAGAUUUUUCUCUUACUCCACCAGCAUAUUCAACCUGUUCAUGGCACCCUACCUCAUACUGAAAACUGGUAUUGGAUUUGACAGCCUGCUUCUACAAGCUGCAUUUUAUGGGGUGAUAGGGUUUUUUACAUUCGUUACUCCAGUUACUUUGCAUAUCCUUACAAAGGGCUAUGUAAUUCGACUCUAUUAUAAGGAGGAAAUGGACACGUACACAGCUAUUACGUACAAUGCAAUCUUGGCAGAAAAAGCAACUGUCUUCCAUCAGAAAGAUGUAAAGAUUCCAGACAUCACCAAGAUGUUUACAACAUUUUAUGCUAAAACUAAAUCAAUGCUUGUUAAUCCAACUCUUUUCCCGGAUCCUCAGGAUUACAACCGUCUCAUGGGCUACGACAAAGCCUUUUGUUUUGAUUUCGAGCAGGUAGAGAAAGAUGGUGAAAGAAAAUAAUUUAAAGAAAAGGAAUGUCACUUAAUGUUCAUUGUGCACUACUACGAAUGUGAAAGAAAGUUAAACUGUAUUGCGGUUUCUAAAGUAUCAGGUAACAUUGGAGAUUCGUAAGUUUUGGAAUGUACUAAUUUUUUUUUAAGCCUGUAAAAAACAUGUAGAGCUUCUUCAGAGUUAACAGCACAAAAUACAUUGAAAAAGCUUCUGUUUUUCUUGUGCUUGUUCUUGGUUUAUUUUUUAUUAUUAACUAAGCAGGAGAACUGUUACAUGCAUGGACUGUUCUGCACACUCACCAUCUCUGCUUUAAUAGGAACGAUUCAUAUAAAAAAAAUCUGGAAUGUUCAUUACCUGUCAAGCACAUUGUAAGUUUUUAAGAUUAGAGAGAAACUGUACUUAACACAGAAAGGUCGGGCUCUUUAAUGGACACUACUUUUCAUCCCAUGAGAGUAGGGUUGGCCUUCACUUCAAAAGACAGGCAGAUAUUACUGCUAACUCCUCUUGUAGCCUCCUUUUAGAGGUCUGUGGGUCUCUGGAAAUGAUGGAAAGAAUAGCUGGGUCACAGCAAUCACUAUUCACAGCUACUUAAAUGGUUUCCUGGGAUAGAAUCACACUCCCAAGCAGCUCCAUUCCCAGAGAUGGAAAAGAAGUAAGGUCUAUGCCGUGAAAAUCUUGCUAAGACAAAUAUUUGUACUGAUUUGAAGUACAAGCAUCUAGUGGUAUAAAUGGAUUCUUUCGGCAUUUAUGAAAGCCAGGGAAACGAAAGGGAAUCUCCUGCAGAAUACUCUUUAGAGCUUGUGCCUUUAAAAUAUAUGUCUUGAUUUUUAACUCUGCAAAGGAAGUCACAUUUAGUUCAAGUGAAGAGUAUAAGAUCUUCUCAUGUGACUAAUUUGUUUGAAUUAGUUCUGUACUGUGUGGAAAUUGGGUUUGAAUGUUUUUGAACCAAGCAGAGGUUUGUCACAUAAACUGACAGAUCCUUGUGUACAAAUAACGAAGGACCUGAAAAUUUUGAGGCUUAAAAAAUUAUUGAAUUAAAAAAGAAUAUGUGCAGAAUUCAAAUUGAUUCAUAUUAGCAGCUUUAUUUGGAAAAGCCUGAUCUAUCGCUGUUAGGCCAAUAUCACUUGAUAAGUAAGCGGUUAUAUAUUUUUGUAUGUUUAAUGCAUUAUACUGAAGGCAGGAGGCCAGUAAUAAGUAAUUCUAAUCAUGUGAUUAUGGUACUUGUUUAAGUCAUGUUUUACACCAAAUUAAACAUUUGUAUGUUGUUUUCAUGUCGGAUGUGUUAAUUCCUGCUUGUGCUCAUGUGUAAAGUUAACUUCAUCUUUGAAUGCCAAAGAGGAAGAACAGGAAGGAGUUUUGAAGAGUCAAUAAAAGGAAGGCCCCAA